AUGUCUGACGGUUUGAACGAUCAACGCGCUGAGCGUGUAGCAGAUCUCCUCUCAGAUUUCAGAACUCUACAAUAUUAUAUUGCAGGCGUAUCAACUGAGCCACUUCACCAAGAUGAUUACUACUGCGAGGGUUGGGCAGCACUUCGACAGUGUUCCAUUGAUGGGCAACAUGUCUUGAACAGUGCGGCAGAGACUCGGGUUCCUCGUGUCAGAGGUGGUCCCGAAGAGCAAGCAAAAGCAGAAUUGCAGCAGGUCAUGCUUGACGCUUUUGCUCGUCGCCACGAAGCUCAGAAGAUUUAUCUUCGUCAGGGAGCUGCGCUUCGCUGGGUGGAAUGGCGGGACUCGGUACUCGCAGGCGAGAGACCUCAUGGUGGAAAUGCCAAUCAAUUGGAUGCUUGUGAUGUCCAAUUGAGAGUUGAACUCGCGGCAAUCACGGAUGAUUCGAUUUACGCUGAUAUGCGAUCCAGCGACUAUCAGAUGGGCAGAUGGACCCAAGAAGAUCCCCGAUUGAGGGAUGUUCAACGAUGGGUGCGCGCAAGACAGUAA
This is a messenger RNA of Glarea lozoyensis ATCC 20868, 546 nucleotides long. RefSeq lists its product as uncharacterized. The coding region runs from base 1 to 546 and encodes 181 amino acids. The transcript has 4 exons. The record is from RefSeq and is a predicted model, not a curated record. NCBI's taxonomy places the organism in Eukaryota, Fungi, Ascomycota, Leotiomycetes, Helotiales, Helotiaceae.